AAAAAAUAUCGUCUACGAUAACUAACACGAUUUAUCGAUUGUAUUUUGCGUAGUAUCGUCUUCAUCGGUCUUGAUACAGACUCAACUUUAAUAACAAAUUAGCCGCCUGUUUCAUGAGUUGCGAAAAUAAAUGUAGCGAACCUACGAAAAAAGAUAUUGAAAUCAAUAAAUUCAAAAUUUCAUUUAUAACAGCAGAAUGAUCCAUGAUUUGAUACUUUCAUGUCUGGUAUUUACCAGAAAGGGUUUGAGUAUUAAAGGAAUUCUCGAUUCCACAGCUAUCGACCACUUUGUGCAUCCUUGUGAACGUGAAACGUUCGUUGAGAUUCUCAACAUAUUAAAAUAUUUUAAUGAAGUUGCAAGCUUCGUGCAGAAAUUUGAUAUUUCUAAAAACCCCUGCUCCUCCAUUGAAACUGAUGAAUUUUCAAAAGGAUCUUAUCUAAAAAAUUUUGCAAGUGGUGUCGGAGAUGCGCUUGAUGACCAUUAUAAUAUGAUAGCCCAACUGGAAGAGGUUUACUACAAGAGCUCCACAAAUUCGCUAAUGUACGUGUACGAUGCUUUGAGAGCACAAUUGCCCGUUGUAUUCUUCCUGCGAAAGCUCAUAAGGGAUACGCAACUUCAAAAACUGCAUGGCUGUUGUCUGCUCCAAAAUCUCUAUCAGCAAUCGAAUCACGGAGAUAUUAGUCUAGAAAGAGCUAUAAUCAAAGUCCUGACUCCAGUGAAAUUGUCGUUUGUGUCCCAUCUAGCUAACUGGCUAAUGUUUGGUAUAAUCGACGACGAACACUCUGAGUUCUUUAUCAAAUUUACACCUUGCUUCAACGAUAGCAUCAGCACUGGUGGGAAAUCGGCAGCUUCAUAUCCGGACCAAAGUAUUAGCUGCGAUGAUUAUAUUUGGCAAUAUGAAAUCAAUAUGCAGCAGCUUCCGGGAUUCAUCUCAACCAGCUUAGCGGAGAAAAUUGUAUUUGUUGGCCAAACAGUGCUUGUCUUUAAAAUGGAUCGAUCCUCUACGAACGGAAACAAGACUGACCUCUGGCAAAUGACUCUAUGUGAAUCAACCAGAGAAAAUAUCAGUGAACUUUGGAGUGGAAAACAAUACAUUUUUCAAAAAAUGGUUGAAGAGCUCGCUAACGAUGAUAAAAUCAGCGUAGUUCACUUCGAAAAAGUUGUUUAUGAUAUUAAAAAAUAUGUUAGCAUGCGGCUCUCAGAAAUUGCCAAAAAUAAGGUUAAUUUGGAGCAUCAAAUGGAGUUGAUAAAGGACUUUUACCUGUUAGGACGUGGCGAGUUCUACCUUGAGUUUCUUCGACAACUAAAUGGUGCCACGAAGGGCAAUUCUGAACUGCAUUAUAGAAAUUACACCAGAUCGUUUGAAGUGGCUGCACAUAUUAUGGGCAUGACAGACGACUUGGAGCACUUUUCUCUAAUCGUGCAAAAUAGCAAUGUCGAUUUCGACGGAUUUUGCGAAUUCGAUAUAUUUCAAAAUUUUUACUUGAAGUAUAUUUACAAAUGGCCAUUAAAUCUUCUAUUUUCGCCAAAAGUUGUUAAGCAAUAUAACAAGGUUUUCCGCUUCUUGCUGGUUUUAAGAAAGCUGCAAUACGAUUUACACCUUGUAUGGGCAAACCACACGUCCGCCGCCAAAAGGAAGCAACCAAUAAACGGAAACGUAUUGAAAAUGCGCAACUAUCUCAUGUUUUUCUUGGAUAAUCUACAAUAUUAUAUUCAAGUAGAUGUUGUAGAAAGCCAAUUCAGCAUUUUAAUGGACACUAUAAGAAGUAAAGCAGAUUUUGGAGAAAUCCAAAGGGCACACACCGUAUUUCUCGCUAAUGUCCUUUCGCAGUGCUUCUUGCUUUUUGAUGGUGUUGAGAUGAAAGUCGACAUAAAUCAGUCUACAUGUUGUUCGGACAAUUCAAUUAAUCGAAUAAUAGUUGAAAUUUUUUAUAUAUGUGGGGAGUUCAUCACCAUAAACUAUACGGAGGAUACGACAGAAAACACUUUGAAGGAUGUGGAACAACUAGAAGAAAGAUUUGAUCAAUCGAUUGCGAGCCUAAUGAAAAUGUUGGAUACAAAAUCAGCAUCAAAUUUGGGACCUCUAACACAGCUUUUAUUGAGACUAGAUUAUAACCAUUGGUUCAGUCGAAAAAGAAGUCAACAAUGAAAUUUAUAUGAGUAUAUACAUUAUCAGAUUCCCUCAGUGAGAUUUAAAAAGAAUAUUAAAAUAACGCGUGCCAUAUGGUUCAGCCUCUUUAUUCAUUUUCUAUAACAUGCUUGCACUUAAUCUAAAUAGGGCAUUAUAACUUCUUUAAUAACAAACUUGUUGGUGUGCCACGAUAGAUGAUGAACGAACGGCUUUAUAACAAAUGUUAUCUUUCCUGCAUCCUCAAGUAUUUUCAAGCCUAUAGCGUCUGUGGUGUAAAUUUCUCGUUUAUUGAACGGAAUCACAUUUAACGAUUCAUCGUAAUAGCUAAAUAGGCUAAAAGUUAAAAAUAUAAGAUAAUUUACCUUGAUGCAAUGUAACGAAUAUGAUUUUGAUAGUUAAAUACGAUCAUCAAAUGUUACUACUUGAAGUAUUUUCACAUUUAAAUAAUUCCUUUGUAUGAUCAAUUGAACAAUUAAAACAGCAUAUACUCGUAUGUAUUUACGGAUUUACCUGGA
Scaptodrosophila lebanonensis is the source of this 2646-nucleotide messenger RNA. RefSeq names its product gamma-tubulin complex component 4 homolog (gene Grip75). Gene Ontology annotation, molecular function: microtubule minus-end binding; gamma-tubulin binding. The record is from RefSeq and is a predicted model, not a curated record. Gene Ontology annotation, cellular component: spindle pole; centrosome; gamma-tubulin complex. Gene Ontology annotation, biological process: microtubule nucleation; mitotic cell cycle; spindle assembly. Lineage: Eukaryota; Metazoa; Arthropoda; Insecta; Diptera; Drosophilidae. Bases 197 to 2149 code for a protein of 650 amino acids. The transcript is spliced from 8 exons.